AUGCUACUGUUUCUACUUUGUCUCUACAGCAUGGUGGCAAGAGGCGAUCUUGGUUCUCGAUCAAGCUCGCAUGCCGUCCACCACCACCACAGUAAGGAAGGAAAGAACGCAAGCGGCAUGGACUAUGGAAAUAGGUCCACCCGUAAUGCUCGUGUGAAGGUGAGGCUCCACAACCACAAUGACGACAGCCAGGACGGCCACCAUCACCACAAGGUCCACAGGUCGCAUGGGGGCAGCAUUAAGCCGCACAACCAGAAGCACGCAAAGCUGAUCCGGAACAUGAUUGGCACCCAUGAAAACGACCCAGAGAACCUGACGCACGAGGAGAAGGAUCUAGCAAACAUGGCAGCCCAUGGGAAUCUGGACGCCCUCGACAUGCUCUACAGAAAUGGAUCAAUAACCCCUGAUGUUGCAGAGUCUGUGGGGGGAUCCAUUCCCGGAGGCAUCACAGAACCCGUUGUGAUACAACCUGCCGAGUCUUCUCCCAUGGAAGUCAAUGAGGAGGCCAGGGUUGUUGACACAAUGAGUCCGCCAGACUACUCCGACCCUACUGGCGUGUACGUCUCGAACGGAGUGGCCACCGGGAGGACCAACGAGGAGCAGGCAGAGAUCAAUGUCCUGAACCGGAACGAGAACCCGAUAGAUGACGGGAUUGCAGAAGAGGCGUAUUCUUCACUGCUUUCCGUAGGACAUUCACUGCCUGUUGCAAAGGCCGUUGCAGACGAGAUUAAAGAUGCCAAUGUUAGGAAGAUGCUAAGGACGAAGAGGGCCUAUGACAUAUCUCAACCACCUGUGAAUCCGGUAUACAUCCCGCAGGCCGAGCUAGCAAGGGCUACAAAUUCCAAAGACGUUGUUUCAGACACAGACAGGCAGAUGUUCAUGAAGAAGGUGUUUGAGGAGUACAUUAGGCAGGGAGCACCUGUGGAGAGAGCAAACUUCGAGGCCGGCCAGGCAGGGUUCCUGAUUGACGAGUACAACGAGAAUUUGGCAAGUGGGCUGUCUCCGGAUGCUGCAUAUGAAAAGGCCAUGAGCCUGGUUGACCUCAAUUACCAGCAUGCAACCAGAGCUGCGGCGAUUGCUGGAGGAGGCCAGGUAGCAGCGCAAAAUGCUGCGGACAGGUCCCUGAUCGAGGAGACAAGUGCAAAUGAGAUGGUCAAGACACCCUCUGGGCUCCGGCCCGAGGUUUUGAAGAAGAAGGAAGAGGCAAUCAACUCGAAGAAGCUUGACCGCGCCCAGGAUCUAAGCAGCUAUCUUACCAAGCUGCACAUAGUCGAGCCUGUCAACAGGGCACACCAGAAGCUCAGCCAAGCAGCAGCACUAAAGGAUGCAGCAAGCAUGGAGGGGCUGGACAAUCCUGUUGUGCAGGAGAAGAUUCUGACGGACGUGGCGGCCUCUAGUGCAGAGGAUCUUGCAAAGGCACACGAGAACCUAGAGAAUGUCAAAACGCAGCUCAAGCCAGGCGGGCGCAAGACAAAUGCCCUCAACUUCCUGUCGAAGGUUCUCACGGAGAAGGCCAUCAAGGAUGUCAACCAAAGGAAUGAGGAGAUGCAGAAGGAGGCAGUGAAGGCCCAGAAGGAGGCCAACGAGAACAGUGCUGUAAAGUCAGCGGAGGAGCAUCUUGCAAAGGCGGCGGAGCAGCAGAUCAUCAACAACGAGGGAAAGAGUGUGUUUUCGAAGGUUCUUGAAAGCACCGGAGACAUAUCCGAGGCGGCAAAGGCCCGGGAGGAGGCAGAGAGGGCAAUGGCAGAAACGCUGAGACACCAAAGAGAGGCUAGGAAGGCUGAGGUGAUGAAAAUGCUGGGGCCCAUGGGAAUGAACUCUUCCGUCAAGGAAGCUGUCGAGCACAUGGCAACUGCUCACGCCGGACUCAAUGUUGUUGGGUCUGACCUCAACGAGCUGAACAAGAAGUAUGAGGAGGAGGUAGCUCAUCAAUCGAACAUUGAGGAGCUGCUAAGGGAAACUGCAACAUCGAAUCUUGAAGUCAAGGAGGUUAUUCCACCAACGACCAGCAGAGUCGGGAUUUCCGAGGGGAAGAUAAAGCUUCCUUUGAAGGGAUUCAGUAACGAAGAACCAAAGACCGAGGAGGAAACCAUUGUUCAGAGCAGGCAAAGGAAUAGGAGAAACCAAGUGAGGAACAAGGUUAUUGGAACGCCUGUUGAGAGUGGGCUGAACGUGGUUGAGAUGGAGGAUGGAUACAUGCAUAUUUCCGAGGCUGCAAAGGCGCUGAAGAUCAACAAAGGAAAGGUCUUCUAUCCCGAGAGUGCAAAGGGGAUUAUGGAGAAGCAGAAGCUCGACACCUCGCUACUUGAGCACAAGUUCAAUACUGGGGAAAGAGCAGGCCUUGACAAGGGUGUCGGAUACUACGAGGCCGAUGCCAGUGGAUUUACCCUCCCUCUUCCCUCGCCUCUGAACCCUGUUCCCACAUCGACGAUGACCAAUGAAGAGAAAAGUCUGAACAUCGGACAUGCCUUCGAGCUCGAGAUUGAGGAUGGAGAGCUUAUACAGACGCCGUGGAUCGAGUUUGUGAAGGACAUGCGGCCGAUGGUGAAUGGAAGGAUGGCCCACGAGGCUGAGGUGGCAGCGGCCUCUGAGAUGAAGUCUAGGGUUGAGGAAGAGAAGAAGGCUAAGAAUCUGGAGGGAAUCACCACGGAGGUGUACACAAAUCCUGACGGAAGCAAGUUUGUAGAGGUUUCUUCGCCUUAUGGGGUUCCCGAGAUCAUGACGAUGGACCAAGCGGUUGAGAGUCUGAAAAGCGUUGGAUCCUCGAGUGUCGGAGCGGUGAGUGAGGAGGCUAAGAAGCAAACACCGGAAGUUCCGCUGGACAUGGCAGUGACCAAUUCUGUAAAGGGUUCUGAAGAGAGCUUCGUAAGCAGCGUUCUCUCGACGAUCCAGAAGAUAGGGAAUGGGAAGGCACUGGCUAAAAGGAAUGCAUUCAACGGAAAGGUUGACGGGGAAAAGGCGGCCAUCGUUGACGAGUACAAUAAGGAGCUGAUCAACGAGCACCUGUCUCCCUCCAGCACUGUCGAGGCCCGGGUCAGAAACAGCAUCAUAAGCAAGGCGGAGAGUUAUGCUAGAAGCAUGGGGAUCUCUACACAGUCGUUCCUCAACAUGAUUUCCCAGCUCCCAGACAGUAGCAUCAAGGAGAUGAUAAGCUACAACGAGGCACCGCCUAGUGCCCGUAAGGAUGUCGCGGAAACACACUUCUAUAACCAGAUAGCAAGCAUUUUACCUGACAGCAAGACGGCCAACACCGGAUCGGUCACCGAGAUGAUAUUCAACAACAUAUCGACGGUGACCCACGAACCCAACACGGUUGGUGGGGAGAUACUAGAGCAGAUGACUGUUCCCAACCUGAAGACUAUUGAGCAAGUCGAAACCAAGAAGACGCCCACAGGAACAACACAGGUCUCUGUAUCCGUACCAAACGAUCCUGGAAAGAUCCAGGUUCUUGGAGAGGUUAAGUUUAAGGGGAAUCCGACCACGACUCCAUCCUCUGGGAGGAGGCCGGCGUCCAACCAGGCGGUAGCACCGGCUAACGUGGUUCCGGGGCCCAUGGUUCCAAGUAGUGGACGGAAUCCACUGAAGCCUGGGGCUAGGCUACCUGCCAAUAAUGGCCCCGUCAGUAAUGCUCCUGCAGCCCGGAUCCCGGCUGGACAGCCUGACCAUACAAUGAGAGGGUUCUCCCAUUCAUUCCCAAACAACCCGCAGGCACCAGGAAUAGGAGCCACCCCGUCUCCGGCAGUGGGAUAUUCGGGAAAGAUAGCCCGUUAG
Encephalitozoon cuniculi GB-M1 is the source of this 3771-nucleotide messenger RNA. RefSeq lists its product as uncharacterized. The transcript has a single exon. Bases 1 to 3771 code for a protein of 1256 amino acids. The record is from RefSeq and is marked provisional. Lineage: Eukaryota; Fungi; Microsporidia; Unikaryonidae.